UCAGGCAUGGCGGUCCUAGGACCUGUAGCGGAGUAAACAUUUGCCCUAAUGAUGUUUUAACUUGACACUAGAGAUUUUAAAGCCUGUUAACAUAGAAAGGUCAGCUACUAUGUGCCCCCUCUGCCUAUUAGUUGUAUAAAUGUUAACGUUAACAGACGGAACGCUUGUCUUUGCCGUACAAAGUCAAGGAAUCUAUAUACUUAGCGUCAUAUUAUCCUAGCACAGGAAGCUAGCAAUCGCGGUGCAAAACCCAUCUAACGUUAAUCUCUGGCAUUCUCCGGGAGGCCGGGAGAGCAACCAUGCAAGGUGAAACCACAGGAAUACGAAUGUCUGAAAGCGAAGGAAAACUCGACGGCCUAACCCAGAGCAGGACACAGGGCUCCAUUGCAAGAGGAAGCUCUAAAAGUUGGCAAUACAGUGAUCACAUGGAAAAUGUCGAUGGCUAUUUGAUGAAGUAUACCAACCUGGUCACUGGGUGGCAAUACAGGUUCUUUGUCCUUAACAAUGAGAUGGGAGUCUUGGAGUACUUUGUCAAUGAACAGUCACGAUCUCAGAAACCACGAGGGACAUUACCUCUGGGGGGUGCAGUGAUCUCUCCCAGUGAUGAGGACUCGCACACGUUCACCGUAAAUGCCAUCAGUGGAGAGCAGUACAAACUCCGAGCUGCCGAUGCCAAAGAGAGACAGCACUGGGUGAGCCGGCUACAGAUAUGCACACAGCAUCAUACUGAAGCCAUGGGAAAGACCAACCCUCCCCUGAAGAGCCGCAGCCUGUCUGUGGCCUCCCAGGGCAGUGGCUCUCCCAGCUCUCAGCGCCGGAGCAUCAGCCAGAACACCGGCUCCGUCUUUGGCAUCUCCCAGUUGCACCGCGGUUCCACCUCCCCUUACUCCAGUAAACGCUCGCUCUUACCAGACCACCUGCUGGAGGCCCGAGAGAUGAUGAAUCAGGCUCAGGGGCAGCACAGGGACCUGAUCCUCAGCAUCGAGGGCCUGCCGCCGUCCGCCGGGCCCUCUCCACUGGACCAGGACCUGCUGCUGCUCAAGGCCACGUCUCUGGCCACCAUGACCUGCCUGAGCGACUGCCUGCACAUCCUCCAGCUGCAGCAGGUGGCACGCCAGAGGAUUCCCCUGGGAGGGCCCACCAUCGAGUGGCUGGAGCCCAAGCUGCCCGACCUGCUGAAGAACGGCAGCUCUCUGAGCAGCCUGGCCAAGGAUGACGCCGACAAGACCGAGGGGGCCGUGCUGGAACCCCUGGAGAUGGACUCCUGCGACGCCGCCGGGGAGCAGGAGGAGAUCAACGCGGACGAGGAGCUGGAGGACUCGGCGCCGGACGAGGAGGAGGAGCUGGCUGCCGUGGAGGAGGAGCGCAGCGUCAUCCUGCACCUCCUGUCGCAGCUCAAACUGGGCAUGGACCUGACACGGGUGGUCUUGCCCACGUUCAUCCUGGAGAAGCGCUCGCUGCUGGAGAUGUACGCCGACUUCAUGUCGCACCCGGACCUGUUUGUGGCCAUCACGGACGGGCCCAGCCCGCUGGAGCGCAUGGUGCGCUUCGUGGAGUACUACCUGACCUCCUUCCACGAGGGCCGCAAGGGCGCGAUCGCCAAGAAGCCCUACAACCCCAUCAUCGGCGAGACCUUCAACUGCUCCUGGCGCGUGCCCAAGGCAGAGGCGGGCAGCGCCGCCGGCACCCCCCCGCCGGGCCCGCCGGAGGCCUCGGACUCUUACCUGCUGCGCUUCGUGGCCGAGCAGGUGUCCCACCACCCGCCCGUCUCCGGCUUCUACGCCGAGUGCCAGGAGAGGAACAUGUGCGUCAACACCCACGUGUGGACCAAGAGCAAGUUCAUGGGCAUGUCCAUCGGGGUGUCCAUGAUGGGAGAAGGCUGCCUGCAUCUGCUAGAGCACGGAGAGGAGUACACCUUCACGCUGCCCUCGGCCUACGCCCGCUCCAUCCUCACGGUGCCCUGGGUGGAGUUGGGGGGGAAGGUCAACGUUAACUGCGUCAAGACGGGCUACUCUGCUGCCAUCACAUUCCAGACCAAGCCCUUCUAUGGUGGCAAGCUGCACAGAGUGAGCGCCGAGGUGAAGCACAACCCCACCAAUGCGGUGGUGUGCAGAGUGCAGGGCGAGUGGAACGGCGCACUGGAGUUCAGCUACACCACUGGCGAGACCCGCGUCAUCGACGUCACCAAGCUGCCCGUCACCCGCAAGCGCGUGCGCCCUGUGGACAGCCAGGGCCCCUAUGAGUCCAGGCGCCUGUGGCAGCACGUGACCGAGUCGCUGAGGCAGAGGGACAUCGAGAAGGCCACGGAGCACAAGCGCUUCCUGGAGGAGCGGCAGAGGACCGAGGAGAGGCAUCGCACAGAGACCCACACACCCUGGAGGACCAAAUGCUUUGAGAGAAAAGGUGAAGGCUGGGUGUAUUAUCAGCCGCUGUGGAAGACAGCCGGCCAGAGCCCGUCACUGAGCACCUCUCAGAGCACCUCUCAGACCAAUCUCUGAGCUCCCCGUGAGGCUCAUGGCACCCCCAACCCAACCCAACCCAACCCAUCUUCCUCUUCCCCCCAUCACAUGUUCCAUCUCUUCACUCUAAGGACAGACCCCUCUCCCCUCCCCUUCCCAUACCCACUCUUCAAAUGAUUUGCUUAUUCAGGUUGUGAGACUGUCGUGCAUCAUGGAAUGGUGGAACCUGCUCUCCUGGCAGAGUGAGGCACUUGUGAUUUCUUUGCAUCCCCUUGAUUGGAGAUUUUCUUGUGUUUGUUUUUUGUUUGUUUGUUUGUUUUUUGUAUCAUUUAUGUGCUGACUGCUCUCUGGACUGUCCCUGGGUGCACACAGAUAUCCUUUUGCUGACGUUGCCUUAAAUGAGAUGUGCUUGUUGUUUAUGUGCAAUGAGUGAUGGUGUUCUAUUGGGUGGUGGUUGGACCCGUCUCGUUUGUUGUUUGUUGGUUUGUCUGUUUGUUUGUUUUCCUCUCCCAUCUGAACUGGUGCCACAUUUAACACUGACUGUGGCGUCAGUUCAGUUUUAAACUGAUAUUUGAAAUAUAUAGUUUUUAAAAUGAAAAAUAAACUAACGGUUCAAAUGGAGUGAUAAGCUGAUGGGAAUGAUGAAUGAUGAAGGAUCCUCAGCAGCUUAGGGAAUAUUUCAUGUUCUUGUUGCAGGAUGCUGUGGAGCUUUGAUUAAAGACUGUAUGUAACAAG
This is a messenger RNA of Sardina pilchardus (European sardine), 3194 nucleotides long. It is a transcript of the gene osbpl11, whose product is annotated as oxysterol binding protein-like 11. The transcript is spliced from 13 exons. Gene Ontology annotation, molecular function: sterol binding. The record is from RefSeq and is a predicted model, not a curated record. Lineage: Eukaryota; Metazoa; Chordata; Actinopteri; Clupeiformes; Clupeidae. Gene Ontology annotation, cellular component: cytosol; intracellular membrane-bounded organelle; membrane. Bases 300 to 2498 code for a protein of 732 amino acids.